This is a messenger RNA of Quercus robur (English oak), 3147 nucleotides long. RefSeq names its product G-type lectin S-receptor-like serine/threonine-protein kinase At4g27290. The record is from RefSeq and is a predicted model, not a curated record. NCBI's taxonomy places the organism in Eukaryota, Viridiplantae, Streptophyta, Magnoliopsida, Fagales, Fagaceae. Gene Ontology annotation, molecular function: ATP binding; protein serine/threonine kinase activity. Bases 347 to 2803 code for a protein of 818 amino acids. The transcript is spliced from 7 exons. Gene Ontology annotation, biological process: recognition of pollen; protein phosphorylation.
UCUGCUUUGGCAAUCCCGUGGACACUUCAUGGUUUUGAUCUUCCUCACAUGACACAAGCCUAGUGGGAAAAGGUCUUGUGCCAAUUAGUAAGGCAUUCCCUUUUGAACCAAGCUUGGGACACUCACGUAAUUAAGCGAUGUGGGAGUGGGUGAGGCGUAACGAAGGUAAAGCAUACCAAGACUUUUGUUUUUCUUGAUCCUAUUCUACAGUGCAUUUUAUUUUUACUGCUUUUGGAAGAGGACGUACAUGAGCAUAAAAGGAUAAUAAAUCCUGGAAGAAUUUGUUAGUCGCAUCUGCUGUGCUUGUUACAUUUACAGUUUUCACCAUCAAAGAAUGUGAAACUCAAUGGAAGGCUUUAAAAUUAUCUUUUUGUUCUCUCUUUUAUUAUCACUUUUAGGAGUUCCCACGGCACUAGAUACUAUAACUCCAACACUUUCAAUUAGAGAUGGUGAAAGUGAAACUAUAGUAUCAGCUGGUGGAAGCUAUGAGCUGGGGAUUUUCAGCCCCGGAAAUUCGAAGAGCCGGUAUUUGGGAAUAUGGUAUAAGAAAAUUUCUACUACUACAAGGACAAUUGUAUGGGUUGCCAAUAGAGAAGUUCCCCUAACAGAUACUUCAGGAGUUCUAACCAUUACCCACCCACGAAUUUUAGCCCUCAUAAAUGGCACAAGUGGUAUUGUUUGGUCAUCCAAUACAACAAGAACCACGAAGAGUCCGGUUGGACAGCUUUUGGAAUCAGGAAAUCUUGUUGUGAAAGAUGGCAAUAAUGAGAACCCGGAUAGCUUCGUGUGGCAGAGUUUUGAUUAUCCAUGUGACACCUUUCUACCAGGCAUGAAAUUUGGAAGAAAUCUAAUAACUGGUCUUGAUAGGUUUUUAUCUUCUUGGAAAAGCAUAUACGAUCCUGCUCCAGGUGAGUUUACAGUACGCUUAGAUCUACAUGGAUUUCCGCAGGGAUUUAUCAUAAAGGGACAGACAAUCACUAACAGAAUUGGGCCAUGGGAUGGUGCCGGUUUUUCAGGGAUUCCUUCUGGUCGAACCAAUCCAGCAAAAGGAUAUGAAUUCGUGAUGAAUGAUAAUGAAGUAUAUUACAAAUUUUCGAAUCCAUAUGGUUCGACUUUUGCAAGAGCUGUUCUAAAUCCAUCAGGCGUUAUGCAGGCUUAUCUAUGGAAUGAUCCAAAUGGUUGGCAGUUUUAUCUUACGAUGCCAAUAGAUCAAUGUGACUCUUAUAACUUAUGUGGUGCAUAUGCUAGCUGCAAUAUCAAGCGCACUCCGACUUGCGAAUGCUUGGAAGGAUUCAUACCCAAAUCUCCAAAUAAUUGGAAUAAGCUAGAUAGGAUUGAAGGCUGUAUUAGAAGAAUUCCAUUGGCUUACAAUAAUACUGAUGGGUUUAGGAAGUACACUGGGUUGAACCUUCCGGACACAUUCUCCUCCUGGUAUAAUAAGACCAUGAGCCUCGAGGACUGUGAGGAACUCUGUUUGAAAAACUUCUCUUGUGUGGCAUAUACAAAUUCAAAUUCUAGCGGAGGUGGAAGUGGCUGCUUGUUAUGGUUUGGUAGCCUAAUUGAUAUGAGAAUAAUCACAGACAGCUUGCAAGACCUUUAUAUACGGGUAGCGGCUUCAGAACUUGAUCAAAUUAAGAAGCAAAUGCACUCUAGUGAAAAGAAAAAAGCUGUAAUCAUAGCCAGCUCUGUCAUAUCAGUCACAGGAAUAGUAAUACUAGCACUCAUCAUGUGUAUACUGAAGAAGAAAGUUCAGAAACGAGGAUCUAGAAAUAGAGGUUGCAGAAUGGAUAACAUCAACGAGGAUGGGGAGGAGGAUCUGGAAUUGCCAGUAUUUGACUUAAAUUUAAUAGUUAAUGCUACUCAUAACUUUUCAAAUGACAAGAAGCUGGGAGAAGGUGGUUUUGGACCUGUUUACAGGGGUGCAUUAAUGGAUGGGCAAGAAAUAGCAGUGAAGAGGCUUUCAAAGAAUUCAAGGCAGGGAGUCGUGGAGUUCAAGAAUGAAGUUCAAUUAAUAGCCAAACUUCAACACCGGAAUCUUGUAAAACUCCUUGGUUUUUGUAUUCAAGGAGAUGAAAAAAUGUUAAUUUAUGAAUUCAUGCCCAACAAAAGCUUAGACUUCUUUAUUUUUGAUAAAACACGAAGCAAAUUGCUAACUUGGCAUAUGCGCAUGAAUAUUGUUGGUGGAAUUGCUCGAGGGCUGCUUUAUCUUCAUCAAGACUCUAGACUACGGAUAAUCCAUAGAGAUAUUAAAACCAGCAACAUUUUGUUAGACAAGGAUAUGAACCCAAAAAUUUCUGACUUUGGCAUGGCCAGAACAUUUUGGGGAGAUCAAAUUGAGGAAAAUACUGAAAGAAUUGUUGGGACAUAUGGUUAUAUAUCUCCGGAAUAUGCAGUUGACGGGCUCUUCUCAAUAAAAUCUGAUGUCUUUAGUUUUGGUGUCAUAGUAUUAGAGAUAGUAAGUGGAAGGAAAAACAGGGGAUUUUAUCACGCAGACCACACCCAUAACCUUCUUGGACAUGCAUGGAGACUAUGGAUUGAAGAGAGACCUCUAGAGCUAUUGGAUGAAGUGCUAAAUGACUCCUUCACUUUGUCAGAGGCAUUACGAUGCAUUCACGUGGGUCUAUUAUGUGUGCAACAACAACCCAGUGAUAGGCCAGACAUGUCAUCCGUGGUCCUAAUGCUAGGGAGUGAGAGUUUAUUGCCUUCACCAAAGCAGCCAGGUUUUUAUACAGAAAGGAGUCUGCCUGAAGCAGAUUCUUGUUCUGCAAACGAAGUGAACUUUUCAUCAUUGGCGGCACGGUAGAUUAGUCACUACAAAAAAAAGGAGAGGGUUUUCUUUUAAGUAAAGUGACAAGAUAAAGAAUUAUGCAGGUAAGUUAAUCGUAAAGUUGUCACCUCUUUGCCCUGCCUACUAGUUCCCCACUGUAAGUUUGAUAUGAGAUUAAAUGAAUGAAUAAGCAUCUAUUGCACCCUCUACAUUAUUUAUAUUACAAGGCAGAUCAGUAUUCUAGUAAUAAUGAAUGGAGAAAUGGAGGACUUAUAUUUUGAUUCUAUUUAUGUACGGUUGUGGUUGGAUUAGGACUGUUAAGGUGAUGAACAGGUGUAUGCUGCUUGAUGACUUAUUUGUGCUAAAUCCAAAAUGAGUGG